Messenger RNA from Felis catus (domestic cat), 1318 nucleotides. RefSeq names its product nucleophosmin 1 (gene NPM1). The transcript has 11 exons. The record is from RefSeq and is a predicted model, not a curated record. Bases 116 to 1000 code for a protein of 294 amino acids. Gene Ontology annotation, biological process: chromatin remodeling; ribosomal small subunit biogenesis; positive regulation of transcription by RNA polymerase II. Gene Ontology annotation, cellular component: nucleoplasm; centrosome; nucleolus. Lineage: Eukaryota; Metazoa; Chordata; Mammalia; Carnivora; Felidae. Gene Ontology annotation, molecular function: histone binding; chromatin binding; RNA binding.
CAGGGAGCCCGCGUCCUUUCCCUGGUGUGAUUCCGUCCUGCGCGGCUGUUCUGUGGAACAGUAGUCGUUUCUCUCCGUCCGCCUUCUCUCCCACCUAAGUGCGUGCCACCACCUCAUGGAAGAUUCGAUGGACAUGGACAUGAGCCCCCUGAGGCCCCAGAACUAUCUUUUCGGUUGUGAACUAAAGGCUGACAAAGAUUAUCACUUUAAAGUGGAUAAUGAUGAAAACGAGCACCAGUUAUCUUUAAGAACGGUCAGUUUAGGAGCUGGUGCAAAGGAUGAAUUGCACAUUGUUGAAGCAGAGGCAAUGAAUUAUGAAGGCAGUCCAAUUAAAGUCACACUGGCAACUUUGAAAAUGUCUGUACAGCCAACGGUUUCCCUUGGGGGCUUUGAAAUAACACCACCUGUGGUCUUACGGUUGAAAUGCGGUUCAGGGCCUGUGCAUAUUAGUGGACAGCACUUAGUAGCUGUGGAGGAAGACGCAGAGUCAGAAGAUGAAGAGGAAGAGGAUGUGAAACUCCUUAGUAUAUCUGGAAAGCGUUCUGCCCCUGGAAGUGGUAGCAAGGUUCCACAGAAAAAAGUAAAACUUGCUGCCGAUGAAGAUGAUGAUGAAGAUGACGAUGAUGACGAUGAUGAUGAAGAUGAUGAUGAUGAUGAUUUUGAUGAUGAGGAAGCUGAAGAAAAGGCUCCAGUAAAGAAAUCUAUACGAGAUACUCCAGCCAAAAAUGCACAAAAAUCUAACCAGAAUGGAAAAGACUCAAAACCAUCAACACCAAGAUCAAAAGGUCAAGAAUCUUUCAAAAAACAGGAAAAGACUCCCAAAACACCGAAAGGACCUAGUUCUGUAGAAGACAUUAAAGCAAAAAUGCAAGCAAGUAUAGAAAAAGGUGGUUCUCUUCCCAAAGUGGAAGCCAAGUUCAUCAAUUAUGUGAAGAAUUGCUUCCGGAUGACUGACCAAGAGGCUAUUCAAGAUCUCUGGCAGUGGAGGAAGUCUCUUUAAGAAAAUAGUUUAAACAGUUUGUUAAAAUUUUCCGUCUUAUUUCAUUUCUGUAACAGUUGAUAUCUGGCUGUCCUUUUUAUAAUGCAGAGUGAGAACUUUCCCUACCGUGUCUGAUAAAUGUUGUCCAGGUUCCAUUGCCAAGAAUGUGUUGUCCAAAAUGCCUGUUUAGUUUUUAAAGAUGGAGCUCCACCCUUUGCUUGGUUUUAAGUAUGUAUGGAAUGUUAUGAUAGGACAUAGUAGUAGUGGUGGUCAGACAAAUGGAAAUGGUGGGGAGACAAAAAUAUACAUGUGAAAUAAACUCAGUAUUUUAAUAAAGUA